Messenger RNA from Heterobilharzia americana, 963 nucleotides. The record is from the annotation of a GenBank genome assembly. Lineage: Eukaryota; Metazoa; Platyhelminthes; Trematoda; Strigeidida; Schistosomatidae.
AUGGUGCUGCUUUGGAGAGAGUUAGGACCUUCGGUACUGGCUGGUGUUGGCGUUUUACUACUUCUACUGCCUAUUAACGUUCUUGUAGCACGUCGAUCUAAAUUCCAUCAAGAGAAGAAGUCUUCCAGCGCAGAUAGUCGGAUUAAAUUGAUCAAUGAAUUGAUGAAUGGGAUACGAGUGUUAAAACUCUACGCUUGGGAACCGUCAUUUAUGAAGGAGAUUGGUCGUAUCAGAAAUCUAGAAGUGAAAUACCUGCGAAAAUUUACAUAUUUACAGUCUAUAUCAUUCCUAUGGCACUGUUCACCAUUUUUGGUUGCUAUUUCCAGUUUUGGAGUAUAUAUACUGACUUCUGAGAAGAAUAUUCUUGAUGCACAGAAAGCAUUUGUCUCAUUAUCAUUAUUUAAUAUCCUUCGAUUUCCCUUAUUCAUGUUCCCUAUGAUUAUAAGCAGUUUAGCACAAUGUUACGUUUCUGUUGGACGUUUAACUAGAUUCUUGGCUCACACAGAACUUGAUUUAGAGUCCUACUCAAAAGAAGAUACACCUGGUGUAGCUGCAGUAAUUGAACGUGGAGUAUUUGGCUGGGAUCCAGAGGAUGAACCCACUUUAACAAAUUUAACUGAUUCUGUCUUUUUUGAACAAACAAACAAUCAUAGUCUUGGUCAGCGACAGCUAGUCUGUCUUGCAAGAGCUCUACUUCGGCAUACAUCAAUUCUUGUACUAGAUGAAGCUACAGCUGCUGUCGAUAUGAAUACAGAUAAUUUAAUUCAAGAAACUAUUCGUAGAGAGUUUUCAUCAUGUACUGUAUUGACUAUUGCUCACCGAUUGAAUACUGUACUGGAUUAUGAUCGUGUUCUUGUCCUUGAAGAAGGUCAAGUCAAGGAGCUAGAUAGUCCCAAGGUUUUAUUGAAGGAUAAAAACUCCAAAUUUUAUGCUUUAGCCAAAGAUGCGAAUCUUGUUAAAUGA